Messenger RNA from Amphiprion ocellaris (clown anemonefish), 2919 nucleotides. RefSeq names its product putative fibroblast growth factor 1. NCBI's taxonomy places the organism in Eukaryota, Metazoa, Chordata, Actinopteri, Pomacentridae. The record is from RefSeq and is a predicted model, not a curated record. Gene Ontology annotation, molecular function: growth factor activity; fibroblast growth factor receptor binding. The transcript has 4 exons. Gene Ontology annotation, biological process: regulation of cell migration; positive regulation of protein phosphorylation; positive regulation of gene expression. Bases 1085 to 1645 code for a protein of 186 amino acids. Gene Ontology annotation, cellular component: cytoplasm.
GGAAAUAUAGUUGGCUAGAAAUCACAUUUGCUUUUUCACUAAUAACAUGUGAUCUCAAGCAAGUUGAUACUGUUUUAACUUUUUUAUUUUAAUUCAUUCCUGCUUCCUCAAGUACAGCUUAAGUGUAUUGACUGACAAGUUGAAAAUAUGUAGACUAUAAAUACAAAAUGUGAAAUAAUUUGAGACUGAUGCAGACAAGAAAAGGAAGUGAUGAAAAUGGAGCCCUCUAAUAGCUGUAUUGAGAGCACUUACUUCAUCAUCUGUUAAAUAAAAGUCGAAAAUGUCCCAAAAAAAAGUGAUCAUAAUAAAUCAAAAUGUGAAUAAAAUAGACAAGAAGGAGUUAAGCCAUUAGUAAGACAUUUUGAUCAAAAGCCAGGCUAAAAAUGAAGGUCUUUAUGUUUAGACGUAUCAGUGCUUUUACUUGAUCUCAUUUCCUCAGCUUGUUCCACAGUUUGGAGCAUGAAAACUAAACUCUGACUAAGCAAAAGUUUCUACACUGACUUUUUGAAACACUAAAGGAUCAAAUGUAGCUAAAUCUUACAUCUGUUUGGUUUAUAUUAACAUUCUUUUACAUUUUCUGUAGAACUUUACUUAAGCCCCAGCGUUAUCCACUGCAGCUCACCCUCCUAUCCAAACAAAUACAGAUUCAAUUUCUCCUCCCACGCAUUUGACUCGGUCAUCGGAUGGACUUUUGACGUCAUUCCCACCUGCCGCUCCGUCCGAAGGUCCCUGUAUACUAGUCUGGCACCAUCUAGUCUGUCAUAUCCCGUAAUCCUCUUCUCCAGGUCUUGUUCUUAGGCAAACCAGACUGUGAGUGGGUAGGCCUUACAUUCCUCUUGCGGCUUUCUCUUUUCCGUCUCCCUCUUCUCUCUGCUUCUUCCAAGGCAUUCCAGAUGUGGGUUAGCUUGGCUCCAAAGCAGCUAUCCCUCCAGUUUCAAAUGAUAACAAAGACCAGAGUUGUUACAGUACCACUGCCGGCUGAGCCUGCCACUGCUUUUCCAUUUGACAGGACAGACUUCAUGACAGCUACUGCUGCUCUGGACAUCUCUACCCACCAGGAUUACACUGACAUUGUGGCUUUAAUAUGGGCUUGAUUGUUUUUUUGGAUGAGCUUUUGAGGAAGCAGACAGUGGAAGGGACACAAGGUCAUCACUCUGCUGAGUCCACACCUCCUGCUCUCUAUAGGAUGACUGAGGGAGAUGUUACAGUGCUGCCAUUCGGACCAGCAACUUUGGAUCUGUCCAAGCAGGAGCAGCACACCCUGACCAGACUAUACAGUAAGAAUGGAGGAUAUCACCUGAGGAUUCUACCAGAUGGAACCGUGAGCGGUGGGAGGCAGGAAAAUGACCCCUAUGAUAUCCUGAGGGUGAAGGCUGUGAGUGCAGGAGUGGUGGUCAUCAAAGGUGAAGUGACAGGACGUUACCUGGCCAUGAACAAAAAUGGACGCCUCUAUGGAUCACAAGCACUGAAUGAUGAGUGUUACUUCCUGGAGACGUAUGAAGAGAACCACUACAACACGUAUCGCUCUCAGAAGUACAGCUGGUAUGUUGCCUUGAAGAGGAAUGGCCAGCCCAAAGCAGGACCAGACACCCACCAGGGUCAGAAGGCCAUCUUUUUUCUGCCACGCUCUGCAGGCAACAUGUAAACCAAGACGGCACCAGGAACCGUGGACAGGCUCACAAAAGUUUUUAAUGCACAUUAUUAGUGCUAUAAAGGUCACUUAAAAUCAACACAUGCCAGAAAAGCCUGAGGCAAAUGCAUAAUGCUGUUUCACAGUUAUUUCAAGCUCCGUUAUUCCAAAAAAAAUAACCAAGAUGAUUCUUCUUUGUGUUGGGAACUUGAGAUCAGAUUAUUCCAGCCCAUGUAAAUAGCUUAUACCUGUUCAUCCUAUGGAUAUUAGCUGAUAGACAGAUUGCUCUCCCCAUAUACUUCUUCUCACUGCAGGCAGAAAAUAUGUGAAGAUCGGUGCAUGUCAGUCUUGAUAAAUGGGCGCUCACUUUGAACCCUGGUUUGAAAUUCCACUGCUGGGAGAAAAAAAUAGACAAGUUUUACACCAAAAUACUUCUGCAAUUGAUCACGUCUGGCAUGGUGGAAAAGAAGAAAGAAGCAAUAAAAAUUAAAAAGCCAACCAUCUGGCUUUGGAUUCACAUUGAAAUACUUUCUUAAGGGCUACAGUAUGGGGAAUAAUAGCAGUGAUAUCAUUAAUUCUAACAAAGCAGUUAUGUAUAGUAGGAUUACUUCAGUGCCUUGCUCAGUGGUUCUUCAGUAGGGUGGCUGUUUGCUGACUUUUGCAUGACUGAGAGUGUGCUAAAGUCUUUUUGACGCCCAUUUCUGUGACCACUAUGCAAACUAAAAUUUAAAACAUCACAAGUGAAUUUUUAAAGUUAUGGUAUAAACAUUGUGGUGGAGUUCUUGAAAGCAGCACCCUUGUUGAUGACAGUUAGCAUUGAUAAAAGUGAAACAUUUGUAUUACUGAUAAUUAUAUUGUGUUUUUAUGCUGUUUUUUCUUCAAGUCAGAUGUGAAAAUGUUGUCUCAGUGAUCAGUGAAGUUGCUAUUUCAGUGUAUAUUUAGGCAAAAAAGGAACCAGAUGUGUGAAAUUUUUGAUUCCACUGAAGAAACCUGCUAAACCUUUAUGUCCUGGACCACAGAGUCUGCAAACCUAAUUCCAUUUUUUUUUUGAAAAAACAUAUUACUGUAACAUUAUACUAGGUUAAAUUGCUAUUGUGAAUAUUUAUUUUUAAAGUUUUUUUUGAAAAUAACAUUUAAUUUCACUCAACCUUGUAGCAGAUGUUUAUAAAAAAUAAUUUAUACAUACACAGUGGAGGAGCAAAAAGGUAACUUGAUCACCUUUUUCACCAAGUAAUACAUAUUGUAUCAAGUGUCAUUAAAUGUAUGAAAUAAAUAAAUCAUUGUUAUUA